UUGAUUGGUAGUACUGGAAGGAUGUUCGCAAGAUGGCUGCUGAGGUGGUGAGGAAUCUGCAGCAGUCGGAGAGUGGCGGCUGGGAAGAGGAGGAACAACUGGUGGUGGUGGAGCUGUCUGGGAUUAUUGACCCAGAUUUCCUCUUGAAGUGUAGAAAUGAAUGCAAAAUUGUGGGUAUAGAUACUGAGCAGCCCAUCAUGCAGGUGGAUAGAUUGGUGUUUGCUGGAGAAUACGAAGAUGCCUUGGGAACAUGUGUGGUAUUUGAAGAGACUUUUAAACCAGAUGAAGAGGUGGAGGACCAGCAAUUGCUCAAAUACAAAUGUCACACAACAAAAAAGCUGCUGAUGAAACGAACCUUCUUGAGUGAGAAGAAGGAGGGAGAAGAGAGCACAGGAGGGAUAGAGUACUUGAAGAUCAAGGAAAAUGACUUCACACGUAGACCUGGCUUGAUCUGUACCUUUGUUCAAAACCGCAACAGGUCGAUGAACACUGGGGAUAGAGUGAUGUCUGAAGAAGGUCCGGAUUUGAUGAUGGUGCAGGAUAAAGAGCCCAAUAUUACCUCAGCCUCGGAGGGUGAGGCUAGUGACCUGGAGAAUGGAGACUCAAAUCAAGAACUGAAUAGUGUCAUGGAAGAACAUCCUGGUGGGAGUCAAGCGAUUACAUCUGCUGCUCUAGAUGGUGUAAUGGAACUUGAAAAUCAGAGCUCUGAGAACCUUACUGUAAACCAAGCACCUGAAAGAAUUCAAAAGCAGUUCACAGCAGGGAAUGAGGAACUGAUCCAUAGGCGUUGGCCAGGUCGAGGAACAAGACAUGCAGAUCCUUCUUUCUUAGCUGUCUGGAUUUGAUGCCAUAUGAUGCUGGUAUGUUCAAGGCAUCCCGAGAAGCCUGCUAUGCCAGGGUUUUGGAUUGAUGAGUUAAUGAAACAGUUUUGUUUCAGAUAUUUUGUAAGUCUUUGCACCAACAUGCUGAAAAAGAUCUUCUAUGUUGAGAAGGUUUAUUGGCAAAACUGUUCAAUGGUGAAUGAAUUCUUUUCUUUUGGGAUCAGAACUCUCCCCCGUUCUUCUCCAGGCUUUGGGGAUAACUUGCUUUUCCCACGCAACCCUCAUGUUUCUCCAGAGGAAUCUGGAAGCCGUGGGAAUAAAAGAAUCCUUCCCUGGUUGACUGCCAGUGACUAGUGGUGUUCCUCAGGUUAUUUUAGUCUGUAUAUCAAUGAUUUAGAUAUGGAAAAGAUGGCUUUGUUGCCAAGUUUGCAGAUAAUAUUGUGGAGGGGCAGGUAGUGUUGGGGAAACAGGAACACUGCAGGAGGACUUGGACAGAUUAGGAGAAUGGGCAAGAAAGUGGCAAAUGAAAUACAGUGUUGGAAAAUGCAUGUUUAUACACUUUGGUGUUCGAAAUAAAUUUUCUAAAUUGAGAAAAUUGAAAAAAAUGAGAUGCAGAGGAAUCUGGGAAUCCUUGUGCAGAACAUCCUAAAGGAUAUCUUGCAGGUUGAGUCAGUGGUGAGGAAGGCAAGUGCAAUGUUAGCAUUCAUUUGAAGAGGUCUGGAAUACAAGAGCAAGGAUGUGAUGCUGAGGCUUAAUAAGACACUGGUGAGGCCUCACCUUGAGUAUUGUGAACAGUUUUGGGCUCCUCAUCUGAGAAAAGAUGUGUUGGCAUUGGAGAGGGUCCAGAAGCGGUUCACGAGGAUGAUUCCAGGAAUGAAAGGGUUAUCAUACGAGGAAUGUUUGAUGGAUCUGGUUCUGUACUUGCUGGAGAAUGGAGAGGGGAUCCCAUUGAAACCUUUCAAAUGUUGAAAGGCCUAUAAAGAGUAAAUGUGGAAAGGAUGUUUCCCAUGGUGGGGGAGUUUAGGACACAGCCUCAGGAUAGAGGAAUGUCCAUUUAAAACAGAUGUAGAGAUAUUUCUUUAGCCUGAGUGUGGUGAGUUGGGUGUACUCAAGGCAGAGAUUGACAGGUUCUUCAUUGGACACGGCAUCAAACGUUAUGGAGAGAAGGCCAGGGGCAUGGGUUAAGGAAGGAGGAAAAAAAGGAUCAGCCACAAUUGAAUGGUGGAGCAAACUUGAUAGGCCAAAUGGCCUAAUUCUGCUCCUAUGUCUAGUCCAUUGAUGAUCUUGAUGGGCCGUUGGGGAAUGAUCAGUGUGUGAUAAUGAUCCAGUUCAAUCUGAAAGUAGUGUCUUAAAUAUAAACACCUAAGUUACAGAGAAAGGUUGAACAAGUUAGGUUUUUAUUCUUUGGAGCAUGGAAGGUUGAGGGGGGCUUGAUAGAGGUAAUUAUAAGGGGAAUAGAUAGAGUUGACAUGGAUAGGCUUUUUCCAUUGAAGGUAGGGGGAGAUUCAAACAAGAGGACAUGAGUUGAGAGGGGGCAAAAGCUUAGGAGUAGCACGAGGAGGAACUUCUUUACUCAGUGAGUGGUAGCUGUGUGGAAUGAGCUUCCAUUAGAAGUGGUAGAGGCAGGUUCAAUAUUGUCAUUUACAAUAAAUUUGUAUGGGUAUAUGGAAAGGAAUGGAGGGUUAUGGGCUGAGUGCAGGUCAGUGGGACUAGGUGAGAGUAAGCGUUUGGCACGGGCUAGAAGGGUCAAGAUGGCCUGUUUCUGUGCCAUUGUUUUAUAUGGUUAUAUAAUUGUUUUAUAUGGUUAUAAAACUAUGUAGUAUGUGGGAAAUUCAGCUGGAAGCAUUUCCAAUUAUUGAGAUUUAAGUGUUCUGGCUGUCACCCUCCUUCCAUUUGAAACAUGUUUUCCCCAUCAAUAAUGUGCCUUAAUCUUUUUUUAUUUUUGUAAUCUUUACUUAAUUUCAUUGGUCUAGGAAGAACAAAUAUAGAUUUGCUCAUCCCUCCAGAUAGUUGAGGCACCUAUUCCAUGAUGUCAUGCUGAUAUGUCAAGGAAUGAGCAAUAUAUAUAUAUUUUUUUAAAAUCUUGUUGCUGCACUUACUGUGAACUUCAUGCAAUAGUACUUGGAUGAAGAUGAAAGCUAAUUUUUUUCAUCCUGCUUCACAUUGUUAAUAGGAAAGAAGCUGUAAAUAUUUUCCUUGGUAUAGACAGCCUCAGGAACCAACCUGCCAGUGGUUAGCUGCAUAUUGAGAUAGGUCAACAUAACAACUUUAUGAAGUUUUAAAUAGAAAAUAAAGGAUGAGCUAGACAGCAUUGUCCAUGACCUGGGAAAGGCCCUAAUUGUGAAAAUAAUUUGCUGAAAGCCUCCUUGGUAAUGUAAAGGUUCCAUGGACAAUACUGGUGAUGAGGUAGUAGUUACAUGAAAGACCUUUUGUUAUCUGGUGCUUCUUUCAAAUACCUCCUGUGUUCUACUGAAUUCCUUGUUCCUUACUGCUCCUGCAAUCCCCCCAGAAUAUCCAUUUCUGCAAUUUGCUACAUUUUAAGGCAGCCAACAGAAGGAUACAACUCAAAAUCCAUCAGAAGCCACAAUGAACUCAGCAUAGGUGGGGGGGGAGGGGGAGAGAGCCAAAAAUUGUCCAGCACUUCAGUAUCAAGUGUUAAAACAGUAAGUAACAGUAAACACUGUGUGAACACUUUAAGCAAGAGUUAUGUGAAAAUCUCCCAGGGCAAAAAAAAUCAAGAAAACAUGACAAAUAAUUUUAAAUUUCUAACAAGUUCUGAUAUGGAUUUUUAUUGUUCCUGGAAAUCCUUUAUAAAAUAUGGCAGUCAAUGUGCAUAAAGCUAAAAAUGAGUAGUUGCUUCCUUCCUGUUGCAUUAAAAGACCAUAAGAUAUAGGAGCCAAAUUAGGUCAUUUGGCCCAUUGAGUUUGCUCCACCAUUUCCCCCAAACCCCAAACUCCUACCUUCUCCCCAUUCCACUUCAUGCCCUGACCAAUCAAGAAUUUAUCAACCUCUUAAAUAUACCUAGACUCAGGCUCCACAACUGCCUGUGGCAAUGAAUUCCUCACAUUCACCACUCUCUGGCUAAAUAAAUUCCUCCUGAUUUACAUUUUAAAAUGGCAUCUUUCUGUUCUGAAGCCUGCAUCCUCUGGUCUUAUAUUCCACUAUAGAAAACAUACUCUAUCAAGGCCUUGCAACAUUUGAUAGAUUUCGAUGUGGUCACCCCUCAUUCUUCUACUCGCUGGAAUUCAGAGGCCCAGAGCCAUAAAGCGCUCCUCAUAUGACAAUCCCAAAUCAUUUCUGGAAACCAUCCUCCAACCUUCUUUAACGUCAGCAUAUCCUUUCUAAGAUAAGGAGCCCAAAACUAUUCACAAUACUCCAAGUGAGGCUUCACCAGUGCUUUAUAAUGUCUCAACAUUACAUCCUUGCUUUUAUAUUCUAGUCCUCUCAAAGUCAAUGCUAACAUCUCACUUGCCUUCCUCACCACUGACUGAACCCGCAAAUUAACUUCUAGGGAAUCCCGUGUAAGGCCUCCCAAUUCCUUUUGUACCUCAGUUGUUUUUGUAUUUUCUCUCCAUUUAGAAAGUAGUCUACACUUUUAUUUCUUCUACAACGGUGCGUGACCAUACACUUCCCGACAAUGUAUUCCAUCUGCCAUUUCUUUGCCCAGUCUCCUAACCUGUUUAAAUCCUUCUGUAGCCUACUUCCUCAAAACUACCUGCUCCCCCACCCAUCUUCAUAUCAUCUGCAAACUUUGCAACAAAGGCAUCAAUUCCAUCAUCCAAAUCAUUGACAAGUAAAGUAAAAAGAAUUGGCCCCAAACCAGACCCCUCUGGAACACUACUAGUCACAGGCAGCCAACCAGAAAAGGAACCCUUCAUUCCCACUCUUUUCCUCCUGCCAAUCAGUCACCGCUUUAUCCAUACUAGAAUCUUUCCUGUAAUACCACGGGCUUGUAACUUGCUAAGCACCCUCAUGUCCAGCGCCCUGUCAAAGGCCUGAAAAUCCAAGUACACAAUAUCCAACGAUUCUCCUUUGACUUUCCUACUUGCUAUUUUUUCCCAAAGAAUUUCAACAGAUUUGUCAGGGAAGAUUUUCCCUCAAGAAAACCAUGCCAACUAUGGCCUAUUUUAUCAUGUGUGUCCAAGUACAGGUAUCCUAAAACAAUAUCCUCAACAAUUGACUGCAAAAUCUUCCCUACCGCUAAGGUCAGGCUACUGGCCCUAGUAAUGGCACCUUCUGCCCCUUGACAAUCGCACUUCUGCCACACUGCUAGUGUCAUCCAUAUCGAAGACUAUUCCAAAAUACUUAAUCAGUUCGCUUGGAUGCCUGAGAAAUACAGCAUCUUAACAUACAGAAAUCAGAAAUUUUAAUUGUGAUCUCAGUAGAUUUUCAAUAUGAUCUUUCCACUCCUUACAUGUGUGGUUGGCACAUUUGUAGCGGUGUAUGUGGAAGAUAUCAAGAUUAGUUAACCUGUAGCAUUCUCGCCUGUAAACUAGAAGUUUAUCAAUUCAACAUCCAUUCUUGGGCACAAAUGCCUAAGAAUGCCUGGGAAAGAAGGAUAUUUCAAAUCCUGUGACCCUAUUUAGUUGUGUCCUGGAGAAUGUUCCUCCCUCAACUAAUAGCAAAAGUAACAAAUACAUUCUCCAAUUUCAUGGGUCAGCAGUUUUAAGUGGCUACAAGCUAAAACAACUGAAGAUCCACAAUAUAAACUGCAAAAAUCUAUAUAUCAAAUGGUUGAAAGAACCAUUAAAUUUUAGUAUAAUUGCAAUAGUAUUAAAGUCAUAAUUACAUGAUCAUUCAGCAAUGAAAUUCAAACACAUUGUAAAAUGUCUAAAGUACUUUAGAAAAUAAAGUACAUCUUCCUGAGAAAGCAGCUGUAGUUACUGAAAAUUUUUAGAGCUGUAACCCCCUGGGUCGCCUCAGGCUCGCUCAGCUCGUUCUCGUCUAGGGGGAGCAGCCUUUGGCCCCGCCAAACUGGGUAAUCAGCUUGUGUAGAUGCUGUGUGAUGUCCCUGCCUCGCCAAAGAACAGACAGGACACCAUAUGCGAUUAAAUGAUUACAGUUUAUAAAGAUUACUAUAACUAGGUAAUUAACAACGAUACAGUAUUCAUGAAGGAAAAGAAAAUAAAGAAAAGGCGCCAAACUUAUCAAAGUCCAAACCACUUCGUGCACAACCGUUGGAGCUCAAUUACUUAAAUCUUCUGUCCACCAUUCAAUCCCCUCCGAACUCCUCAACUCGCUCAGGACCACCCGAGGUGGUCAACCAAGCUCAUCUAUCUUUAUCUCCUCUCCUUGGGGUACCUCCUGGCCUUGGACCCCCCCCACUUGGGGUCCGUUCCUCGCCCAGUUUACAGCAUCACGUCCUCUCUCUCUCACCCCCUCGCACUGAUCUCCCCAAAAGCCCACCAACAAUAGCUUACAGACUCAGAAGAAAGAACAAUAUUAAUCCCAAUUGGUUUACAAAGGAAUACAAUUCUUGUAAUCAGUAAAUUUUAACCCAAACAACCUUCCAGCACUCUCUCACAACAAAGAAGCACUCCUACUUUUAAAACAAAGAAGCCAUUUUGAUUAACAUAUGCAGUAACAAAGAAAAAUAAGAAACCCCCUUUACAGAGCUAUUUUGAAAGAUACCUCAAAACUAUAACACCAAUAAAGUGAUUUUGAAAUAGCAAACUGUGAACUUGGCACCAUCAAAAUAGCUUGACAUUCUCAGGAAUGAAGUUUUGAGCAAUUUAUUCAAAGAGUAAUUGCACAGGAAAUCACAUUACAAGUUAAUCAAUUGAAUAUCUUCAUAUAAAGUACAUCAUGUGAAGACAAAGCACAUACCCAGGAGAAAAAUACACCAUAUCAUUACAUUAAUAAUUAAAGUACCACAGAAAACAAAAUUUGAAUCUUUCAAUAUAAAAUGUUUGAUAGUCUUAAAUAUGUUAAUUAAAUAUAAAAUUAUACAUGUAAUAAUGAUGCACAAAAUAAUUUUAAGACAAGUUAACAAGAACAUGUGUAAUUUUGGAUUUCAUAAAUAUUUAUGUGGAGAACCAAAGCAUGGAACAAGAAAAACAAGAUUUUCAUUUUUGUCUAGUUCUUUGAGACUGCCUCACCAUUGAAUAUCAUGGCUGAUUGUCUACCUUUCUUCCCCAUCUCCAUAUCAGACAUUUAUAUCAAAGGCCAUUUGUCCCAAUCUAUCCAUAUUGGCUGAAAAAGCUAUCCAUGUAAACACAAAGUACACAGCAGAUGCUGUGGUCAAAUAAACACGUACAAACAAGCUGGAUGAACUCAGCAGGUCGGGCAGCAUCCGUUGAAACGUUGACUGCUCCUUUCAAUGGACAAGUAUCAGCCUACAUUGGGAAUCAACGGCAGCUUUAAAUUCCUGAUGUUAACAUAUCAGUUCAUCUUCUACUCAUUUAACUAUUCACAGUAACAGAAUUUUUGACCAGGGGUGCCCAAACUUUUGCAAGCCACUGUACAUCAUGCUGAAUGCACAUAAGCUGCAGAGAGUUUAGCUAUUGCAGGCAAGAUUAUCAAAGAUUCUCACCAUUUGGGCCAUACCACUUUUUCGUUCAUUUAUUAUUAUUAUUACUUUUUUUGUAUCUGCAGUUUAUUGUCUUUUGCACACUGGUCAUUCGUCCGUCCUGUAGAGCGUAAUAUUUCAUUGAUUCUAUUAUGUUUCUUGGAUUUACUACGUAUGCCUGCAAGAAAAUAAUCUCAGGUUUCUAUAUGUUGACAUAUAUAAACUUUAAUAAAUUUACUUUGAACUUUCGCAGCUACCAUCGGGCAAGAGGUGCAGAAGACUGAAAUCCCAAACCACCAGGUUCAAGAUCAGCUACUUCCCUUCAACCAUUCGGUUUUUGAACCAUCCAGCAAAACACUAAAUACUACAUAUUAACAAUACUUUGCAAUAAAGUUCCAAUUGUGCUCUUGUAAAUAUGUAUAAUUUAUGUUAAAUGAUGUUUUCUUGUAAAUGUUAUUGAUGUGAUGCUGUGUGUCUAUGGUGCUGCUGGAAGUUUUCCAAUGCACUUGUGCCUAGAUUAUUUGUGCAUGACAAUAAACUCUACUUUAAACUUUAAAGCACGAUACUUUAACUCUUAUAUCCUCCCACCAAGCAAUUUUCCACCAAGCAAUUUUACAACAAGCUUGCCCCUUUCCCUCAGAUCCCCAAAACCUAUACUAUUCUCAGCAGCAACUCAUGAACCAAAAAUCUUUUCACUUGAACUUUAAAUAAAUAUUCUCAGUGACCAAAUUUAAGUCUUCUGGGGGGGGGGGGGGGGGGGGAGAGAAA
This is a messenger RNA of Hypanus sabinus (Atlantic stingray), 8097 nucleotides long. RefSeq names its product general transcription factor IIIC, polypeptide 6, alpha (gene gtf3c6). The transcript is spliced from 7 exons. Lineage: Eukaryota; Metazoa; Chordata; Chondrichthyes; Myliobatiformes; Dasyatidae. The coding region runs from base 33 to 845 and encodes 270 amino acids. The record is from RefSeq and is a predicted model, not a curated record. Gene Ontology annotation, cellular component: transcription factor TFIIIC complex. Gene Ontology annotation, biological process: transcription by RNA polymerase III.